AUGGAUGCUGGCAACAAUAGAAUUCAAAGAUGGUGGCCUGGAUCUACAUAUGGUGUUACAGUGGCUGCAGCAACAUUAUCCAAUCCGAGACGAAUGGCAUUCGAUCCAUCUGGCAACUUAGUUGUUACCGAUUAUUCUAAUCAUCGUGUCGUAUUAUUUUCUGUUUACUGUCCGGCCACAAGUACUAGCACCAUUUCGCCACCUAGUAAGUUCAAAAAAAAUUAG
Molecule: messenger RNA, 225 nt
Organism: Rotaria sp. Silwood2
Lineage: Eukaryota; Metazoa; Rotifera; Eurotatoria; Philodinida; Philodinidae
Source: the annotation of a GenBank genome assembly